This is a messenger RNA of Dermatophagoides farinae (American house dust mite), 1372 nucleotides long. RefSeq names its product phospholipid scramblase 2. The record is from RefSeq and is a predicted model, not a curated record. Gene Ontology annotation, molecular function: phospholipid scramblase activity. NCBI's taxonomy places the organism in Eukaryota, Metazoa, Arthropoda, Arachnida, Sarcoptiformes, Pyroglyphidae. Gene Ontology annotation, biological process: plasma membrane phospholipid scrambling. Gene Ontology annotation, cellular component: plasma membrane.
AAACAAAACAAAACGAAAUCAAAAUCAUCAUAUGAUGAUUGCAGCCAUAGACAGAGCAUUCGUUAGAUUGUUGUCACUUCGAAAUUACCAUUCACAUCACUGUCAUAUAACGACCAUAACAUAGCAGAAGAUUUAGUUUUCUUUUUCUCCAAUUUGAAUUACCAAUUGAAUUUUUUUUUAUUACUAUUAAUCAUGUAUAAUCCAAAAGACCAAAAUUCUCCUGGAUAUGUGAUGAAUCAUCAGACAAUUGGUUAUCCAGCUCCAGUAACAAUUGGCUAUAAUAAUAAUAUGCAACCACAACAGCCACAAAUGGCCGUUGUUGUUUAUCCACCAUCACCACCGCAACAAAUUGAACAGCCAAUGAUGCAACAACCAGCUCCAGUUAAUUUUUAUCCACCACCAAUGGCACCACAACAAGUUCCAUUUGGACCAUAUUCCCUUCCAAAUGUACCUCGUGGUUUGGAAAUUCUGUUGACACUUGAUCAAUUGAUUAUUGAACAACAAGUUGAAAUGUUGGAAGCAUUCAUUGGUUAUGAAACCAAUAACAAGUAUAUUGUUAAAAAUUUAAAUGGACAACAUUUGUAUUUCGCUGCUGAAGAAAACGAUUUAUGUACACGAAAUUGUCUUGGUGAAGUUCGUCCAUUCAUUAUGCGAUUAUAUGAUAAUAAUCGGAAUGAAAUAUUACGAUUGGAUCGUCCUUGGCGUUGUACUAGUUGCCUUUGUCCAUGUUUCUUACAGGAAUUAAACGUGUAUAGUGGUACACAGAAAUUGGGAUCAAUUCGACAAGAAUGGUCCAUUUUUUAUCCAAUAUUCAGUAUAUUGAAUUCAGCUGGUGAAAAAGUUUUACAUAUUGAAGGACCAUUGAUUACAUUUUCUUGUGGUGGUGAUAUCGAAUUCAAUGUUCUUUCGAAUGAUGGUGAAACUAAAGUUGGCAAAAUUAGUAAACAAUGGAGUGGAUUGGCCAGAGAAAUGUUUACCGAUGCUGAUCGUUUUGGUAUUCAAUUUCCUAAUGACUUGGAUGUAACGAUUAAAGCUGUUUUAUUGGGUGCCACAUUUUUGAUUGAUUACAUGUUUUUCGAAAAAGGUCACAAAUAAUUAUUGUUUUCGUUGACGUUUAUGUUGCUAUUAUUGCCUCUGUUGAUGGUAUUGAUCUUUAUAUAAUUUGUUCCUAAACGAAUCUCUGUAUUUUGUCUCCUUAAGUCACAUUCAUGAUGAAUUUGAUCUUUUUUCCUUUUACCAAAAAAAAACUUGACCAAAUUUCAAAUAAAAUUUGAUAUUAAAAGAUUUACAAGAAAAUGUUUACCAUACAAUUGAAUCGAUUGCCUGUACUCCACGUAGGUGGAAAGCAUUCGUUAUAAUGUUGUCACUUUGA